Magallana angulata is the source of this 3239-nucleotide messenger RNA. Its product is annotated as palmitoyltransferase ZDHHC15B-like. The coding region runs from base 175 to 1266 and encodes 363 amino acids. Gene Ontology annotation, biological process: synaptic vesicle maturation; protein targeting to membrane; peptidyl-L-cysteine S-palmitoylation. Gene Ontology annotation, molecular function: protein-cysteine S-palmitoyltransferase activity. Gene Ontology annotation, cellular component: Golgi apparatus; endoplasmic reticulum. The transcript is spliced from 14 exons. The record is from RefSeq and is a predicted model, not a curated record. NCBI's taxonomy places the organism in Eukaryota, Metazoa, Mollusca, Bivalvia, Ostreida, Ostreidae.
CGGCAUUCGGAACACCUUUGGAUCUUUACCCGCCUUCUUUUCGUCUGCUGGAGAUCCGAAAGUCCCGAUAUCAUAUGACAAUACCGGAGUGUGAGAAAUGUCCUUGUUCGUGAGAACACACAUAUUGAUGACGUAAGGCACAGUGAUAUCCGGAAGAAGAUUAUUUAUGUAAAAAUGGCACCCAGAGCACUGACAAUAUGUUGUGAUAUUGUACGAUGGAUCCCUGUUGUAUUUAUUACAGCCAUUAUUGUAUGGUCAUACUACGCAUAUGUUGUCCAAAUGUGUAUCUUCACAGUGCCUAGUAUAGCAGAGAAAGUUAUAUAUCUGUUGAUCUACCAUCCUAUACUUGUCCUGUUUAUGUGGUCGUAUGGAAAAACAAUAUUUACUCCAUGCGGGGCAGUCCCAAGACAGUUUUAUUUGUCAAAAUCAGAUGUGGACAGAAUGUCAAGGGAGAAUGAGGAAGGACAGAAAGCAGUUUUAAUCAAUGCAGCCAAAGAGUUACCAGUCCUGAAUAGGACACAUUCGGGCAGUCCAAGAUACUGUGAAAAGUGUCGAUGUAUAAAGCCCGACCGAUGCCAUCAUUGCUCAGUGUGUGGCCAAUGUGUACUCAAGAUGGAUCACCACUGUCCAUGGGUCAAUAACUGUGUAGGAUUUUCCAACUACAAGUACUUUGUGCUGUUUUUGGGAUAUGGACUGCUGUACUGUACAUAUGUUUCAGCGACUAGUUUACAAUAUUUUAUAUUAUUUUGGAAGAGUGGAGUUUCCAAAGACAUGGGUCAUUUCCAUAUAUUGUUUUUGUUUUUUGUUGCUGUGAUGUUUGGAAUAAGUCUUAUAUCUCUGUUUGGUUACCACUGCUAUUUAACAGCUAGUAAUAGAUCGACUCUAGAAUCCUUCAGAGCUCCUAUAUUUCAGUCUGGUCCAGAUAAAAAUGGAUUCAGUCUAGGAAAAUUCAACAAUUUUACAGAGGUGUUUGGUGUAGAUAGGAAAUUAUGGUUUAUACCAGUUUUUACAAGUGAGACUGAUGGGGUGUCCUUUCCCACUCGAAACAAUCUGCAGGCUAACAGUAACAAUUCAUACCAAACUAUGGGGGAGACACCCGCUCCCAGUGCUGGUGACGGUAUAACGUAUCCCACCAGGACGAUAGAUCUGGACUCGGACGGCCUCCUAGCCGACCGGCAGCGGUGGAUGGAGGAGGGUGAAUCAGAUGGAGGGGGUGCCCUGUUUUCUGGGUCAAGUCAACAACAUCUAAUUAAUGACAAGGAGUGACCUUAAUCAUCGAAAAGAAACCAAGAGGUUAUGGAACUCAUGAGAAUGGUGGAUUCAACAUGGCUUGACCAUUGACCAACAAGCAUGCAUAAUAAAGAGCUAUACAGUAUUGUGAGAUAGUGAACAAUGACCAAUCGAUGCCUAUCAUUCCCAAGUGUUGCGACAACAUUUCGGAUCAUUAGGGUGUUGUGAUUACUAAGUUUCUUCAAGACUUCUCCUUUAUUUCAUCAAAACAAUUUCCCUCUAAUGUUUUGAAUGACUAACAACAACUCUCUUUUUUUUCUAUAAGAUAAGUAUGCAUUAAAUGCAUGUGCAGCACAUGUACAUGUAUUGAUAUUGAUAGUGUAGUAGGAUGCACUGUUGAUUUAUGAGGACUUUCUGUGAUGUUUUUUGCUUUCUACUUAAAAAUCAAUUUGAAAUUAAUAGAUAUUGAAAUUGAAAUAAGGAUGUAUGUGUGUAUGUAUAAUAUAUGUACACCAUUAGAUAUCAAUGUGCUGUUCAGUUGGUUGUUAAAUGAUUGUAUGAACAAAAAAUAUUGCACAUACAAGCCAUAUUGCUUCUGUUGUUAUAUACAUGUACAUGAAUUGACCUGCAAGAAUGUAAUCCAUACAUGCUCUGCAAGUAAAAGAUAAAUUUAAGAUCAUCUUUAAAAGAAUGUUUGUUUGCCCCUUCCAUCUCCAGAUGUGAAUUUUUUUUAAUAGUGUGAAAAAUAUUAUCUUUGUCCAUUUAAUUUAUUAAAAGACCUGCAAACAGCUGUAUUUAGAAGAGAAGACCACGUUCAGAAUAUGCAUUAAAUAUCUAAGCUACAUGUUGAUGCUACAUGUUCUCAUUUCGAUAGAUUGUCAAGAGAUGACAGCAAUGUUUUUUUUUAAGAAUAGUGGCCCAAUAUGGUUAUUAUGCAUUUGUAUUCACCAUUUCUUCCUGUACUUUGAACUCAGGUUUUUGUUGAAUAUGUCUUUCUAUUUUUAUGACACUUUAUUUAGCCAUUAAAGUCUUCUUAUAAAUUAUCUCUCUAAUUUCGAGUCCCAGUUUUGCGGGACUAAAAAUUGACAUGAUGUAAAAAAACCUUUAAAACCAAAGACUGAUACAAGAAUUUUCUACUUUGUAUGUUGCAAGUGGAUUUAGGUUUUGUUUUGGCAUCCGUAUCUAGUUUUGAUUAUAAGAUAUAGGCAAAUUUCAAAAAUAUAAGCUGUUAUUAAUCAGAACUUGGGUUAGAAUUUCUAUGUGGUUAACAAAAAUUUUUAAAACUGAUAAGCAAAUUUUUAAAAAUUGAAAGCAAUAUUUAGGAAAACACAUAAGUAUAAAGCUAAAAGUGGUACAAAACAGUAGGCUUCUACAUGUAUGUACAUGUAUACAGAAAUUGAUUCAACUUAAGUUUUCAAAGUUCAUAUUUAAAAAGGGAGAUUGUGAAAAUAAUGUUAAUUAUUAAUGUUAAAAAAUUUCUUGUGAUAUUAACAAGAAUAUUGACCAAAACUUUGGUGCAAUUUAUUUAUGAUGUAAAUUGUCUCUGUGUGAUUAAAAGUCUCUGUUUUGAAAGUAUUUUUUUGUUUUGUGUAUAAAAAUGUGAAAAAAUUGUUUGUUUUGUGUACAAUGUACUGUACAUAGUGUUGAUACCUUUUUUUUAAAAAAAGAAAGACGAAUAGGAUUUUUCUACCCAUGUUGCUGCUAUUCCUGUAUAUGUUGUAUGUAAAAUAUUUUUUCACUUUAUCUUUAAAAAAAAAUUCUUUUAUCAGUUGCAUAUAAUAUGAUAGAUCUUUCUUAAUUGUAUCAUAGAAUAGAUUGGUUAUAUGCACUCUUAUCUGAUGUGUACUUUUUCCAUCUUCCACACCUAAACACCAAUUUUCAUUGACAUGCAUUUAUCUACAGGGUUUACAGACAUACAUUUAAUUGUACUUGACAUUGAUGCUUUAAUGAAGAUAUCCAAUAGAGUAUUUAUUCUUAAAUUGUAUGAAAAAUAAAUGUUUGGAAAAAUC